Sebastes umbrosus (honeycomb rockfish) is the source of this 6124-nucleotide messenger RNA. RefSeq names its product Niemann-Pick disease, type C1 (gene npc1). NCBI's taxonomy places the organism in Eukaryota, Metazoa, Chordata, Actinopteri, Perciformes, Sebastidae. The coding region runs from base 83 to 3901 and encodes 1272 amino acids. Gene Ontology annotation, molecular function: lipid carrier activity. The record is from RefSeq and is a predicted model, not a curated record. Gene Ontology annotation, cellular component: membrane. The transcript is spliced from 25 exons.
AGAGGAAGCAGAAGCCAUCAACAAGAUAUGUGAAACUUCUUAUGCGAGCUGCCACUUCGAUCAGACCGGUUCACUGAGAGGGAUGGGAGUCCUACCGGGGAGAAGCCUUUUAUCUGUGCUCUUCUUCAUUAUACUGCUGUCAGAAGGACACUUUCGAUGGGUUGAGGCCCAGCACUGUGUGUGGUAUGGUGAGUGUGGGGAGUCCGAAAAGGUGCACGGAAAAAAGUACAACUGCAACUACACUGGUCCUCCCCGCCCGCUGGACCCUACGGGUUAUGACCUUCUCACGGAGCUUUGUCCUGGAUAUGACUAUGGAGACCGAAGCCUCUGCUGUGAUGUGAACCAGUUGCACACUCUCAAAGGGAGUCUCCAGCUGCCCCUUCAAUUCCUGUCUCGAUGUCCCUCCUGUUUCUUCAACCUGAUGAACCUUUUCUGUGAGCUGACAUGCAGCCCUCACCAGAGUCAGUUCAUGAACGCCACCAAGAUCAACGCGACCAGUGUGGAGGAAGUGCAGUAUUAUAUUGGACAGACAUUUACUAAUGCCAUGUACAAUGCCUGUAAGGACGUCCAGGCACCAUCCAGCAACGUGAAGGCCUUAUCUCUGCUGUGUGGGAAGGAUGCAAAGGACUGCAAUGCUACCAACUGGAUCCAGUAUAUGUUCAAUAUUAACAACGGACAGAGUCCCUUUCCUAUCAUCCCGAUAUUCACAGAUGUCCCGGUGUCUGGUUACACUCCCAUGAACAACAAGACAUAUGCCUGUACAGAGGGCCUGGAGGACGGUUCAGGUCCCUGCUCCUGUCAGGACUGCGCAAAUGCCUGUGGACCCAAACCUGUACCUCCCCCUAUCCCCCCUCCCUGGACAAUCCUUGGCAUUGAUGCCAUGAACGUCAUCAUGUGGAUCUCUUACAUGGCCUUCCUGCUCAUCUUUAUUGGAGCUGUACUGGGAGCUUGGUGUUACAGGAAAAGGACCGUCAUGUCUGAGUAUGGCCCCAUAUUGGACAGCAACAACCCACUGUCUCUCAACAGUGAUAAUCCUGACCAAGUAAAUGCAUCAUGCUGUGAAACAUUGGGCGAACGCUUCGAGAACACUCUGCGGACCCUCUUCAGCUCCUGGGGUUCCUUCUGUGUGCGGUAUCCCUCUGUGGUCAUACUGGGCAGCCUGAUACUGGUGGUUGCUUCCUCUGGGGGCCUGGUCUACAUGCGCAUCACCACAGACCCUGUGGAGCUGUGGUCUUCUCCCUCUAGCCAGGCUCAUCAAGAGAAGGACUACUUCGACAGCCACUUCGGACCCUUUUUCAGAACUGUGCAGCUCAUCAUAACCACUCCACUCAAUGACUCGUUUAUCUACUCCCCGUACUUUGGAGGAUCAGAUGUGCCAUUUGGAGCCAUCCUGGACAAAGACAUCCUGCACCAGGUGCUGGAUCUGCAGCUUGACGUCGAAGGCAUUGUAGCCACAUAUGAAGGCCAAAUUGUCACCUUGGAGGACAUCUGCUUGGCUCCGCUGGCUCCGUACAAUAACAACUGCACCAUCUUGAGUGUCCUCAACUACUACCAGAACAGCCAUGCUGUGCUGGACCACAGCAUAGGAGACGACUUCUACGUCUAUGCCGACUUUCACAGCCACUUCCUCUACUGUGUCAGUGCACCAGCAUCCCUCAAUGACACCACUCUCCUCCACGACCCCUGUUUAGGCACCUAUGGUGGCCCCGUCUUCCCUUGGCUGGCCCUUGGGGGUUACGAUGAAACCAACUACAACAAUGCCACUGCUCUAGUGAUCACCUUCCCACUCAACAACUACCUGAAGGACCCUGUCAGGCUGGGCAAAGCUCUGGCAUGGGAGAAAGAAUUCAUCAAGUUCAUGAAGAACUUCAACAAUCCUAACCUGACCAUAGCGUUUAGUGCUGAGAGGAGCAUUGAAGAUGAAAUAAACAGAGAGAGCAACAGUGACAUCAGCACCAUAGUAGUCAGCUAUGCCAUUAUGUUCAUCUACAUCUCCCUGGCUCUGGGUCACAUCCAGAGCUUCAGGAGAGUGAUGGUGGACUCUAAGAUUUCUCUGGGUAUAGCGGGUAUCCUGAUUGUGCUCAGCUCUGUGUCCUCCUCACUGGGGAUCUUCAGCUAUUUUGGCAUCCCCCUCACCCUCAUUGUGAUCGAGGUCAUUCCUUUCCUGGUGCUGGCUGUUGGAGUGGACAACAUCUUUAUUAUAGUACAGACGUAUCAGAGAGAUGAGCGGAUGCCCCAGGAGGAACUACACCAGCAGAUUGGUCGUAUUCUUGGAGACGUAGCCCCGAGCCUGUUACUCUCCUCCUUCUCAGAGACGGUGGCCUUCUUCCUGGGAGCUCUGUCCAACAUGCCUGCAGUGAGGACUUUCUCCAUGUUUGCUGGCUUGGCUGUUUUUAUUGAUUUCCUGUUGCAGAUCAGUUGCUUUGUCAGCUUGCUCGGCUUGGACGCCAGACGACAGGAGGCGAAUCGACUCGACAUCUUUUGCUGUGCGGAGCUGCCGGACGGUCAGGAAGCUAAGACGGACAGCUUGCUCUUCCGUUUUUUCAAGAAAAUCUUCGCCCCGUUCAUCCUCAAAGAGUGGGUGCGACCGAUCAUAGUAGCGGUGUUUGUGGGAAUGCUCUCCUUCAGUAUUGCUGUAGUGAAUAAAGUAGAGAUUGGACUGGACCAGAAACUCUCCAUGCCUGAUGACUCGUACGUGCUGGACUACUUUAAGAACCUGAGCAUGUAUCUCAACACGGGAGCCCCAGUGUACUUUGUGGUAGAGGACGGUCUCAACUACAGCAAUCCAGACGGCCAGAACGCUGUGUGUGGAGGAGUCGGCUGCAACAACGACUCUCUGGUCCAGCAGGUCUACAGCGCCUCACUCAUCAGCAACUACACAACCGUUGCCUUCACGCCGUCCUCUUGGAUUGACGACUACUUUGACUGGGUGAAGCCGCAGUCGUCCUGCUGUCGAUACUACAACACCAGCGGAGCUUUCUGCAAUGCCUCUGUGGUAAACUCCUCCUGUGUUCACUGUCGGCCCAUGACCCCCAGUGGAAAGCAGAGGCCAGAAGGAGAGGACUUCAUGCAGUUUCUACCCAUGUUUCUGUCAGACAAUCCAAACAUCAAGUGUGGAAAAGGCGGCCAUGCAGCCUACGCCACAGCAGUUGACCUUUAUCCCAACAACACCGGGGUCGGAGCCACCUACUUCAUGACCUACCACACCAUCAUGAAAGAAUCCCCAGACUUCAUAGAUGGUUUAAAAAUGGCCCGAAUCCUGGCCCACAAUAUCAGUCAAUCCAUGAACCACACAGUUUUUGCCUACAGCGUCUUCUAUGUGUUUUACGAGCAGUACCUCACCAUUGCGUACGACACAGCUCUGAACUUGAGCGCGUCACUGGUAUCCAUAUUUGUGGUGACGACGGUGCUGUUGGGCUUCGAGCUGUGGUCAGCCGUGGUCGUCAGCCUCACCAUCGCCAUGAUCCUGGUCAACAUGUUUGGCGUCAUGUGGCUGUGGAACAUCAGCCUCAACGCAGUAUCCCUUGUCAACCUGGUCAUGUGCUGUGGCAUCUCGGUGGAGUUCUGCAGUCAUAUUGUGCGAGCUUUUUCCAUCAGUGUGAAGAAGAACCGAGUGGAGCGGGCUGAGGAGGCCCUGGCUCACAUGGGCAGCUCUGUAUUCAGUGGGAUCACAUUAACAAAGUUUGGAGGUAUCCUAAUCCUGGCGCUUUCCAAGUCACAGAUCUUCCAGGUCUUCUACUUUAGGAUGUACUUGGCCAUAGUGUUGCUGGGAGCCACGCACGGCCUCAUCUUCCUCCCUGUACUGCUCAGUUAUAUCGGUCCUUCAGUGAACAAAGCAAAGGUGUUCGCUGAUAACAAGCGCUAUGCUGGUACAGAAAGGGAGCGCCUCCUCAACUACUAGCAAGGCUGUUUGGGACAGUGAACAAUGAACUAUUUGUCUGAGAAGGACUGUGUGUGGGUGUGAGCGCAAGCCGUUUCUAUGAUUACUGACACACUCAUCGUUGCCACUACUAUGCACGGAUUAACUCAGGAAUAUACUUGGAAAUAGGAGUGUCAGAGGACUGCAGACUUAUUGAUUUUUUUUCUCAGAAGACUUUGGACUCCCACCAUUCCUCCUCCUCACACUACAGGACAAGCCUGACUUUAGCAUUUGAGGCAUGAGCGACGUACCACUGAACAAAAAAACGCCACUUUGACGUUGUGGAAGUAGGAGAGACGCCACCCCCAACAUCAGUUUACAGACAAACUCUCAGUCAGUUCCAUAUGCUAUGAGCUAUUUUGAUUUUGGAAAAACUUAAAAAGGGUAAAACUAGUUAGUUUUUUUCAUGUUUUUUAAAUAUAUACCAGAAAGACAAUGCGUAUAAUAGGAAAUUAUUUUGAAACGUUUACUUACGUGGGACUUUUGUAGAACUAUUUGAUAUAUUAUGAAUCAUUUAUUGACCCGAAGACGGCGCACAAUGGAGCUAACAGAUAAAAAUAAUGAUAUCAUAGGCCCUCAUAAUACCUGGCAUUAACAUCAUAUCCGGGGCUGUGUCGACAUACUGUAUUAUAAACCAGACCAGCUUGUUGUAGCAUUCUCACCUAGCAAUAAUGUGCUUCCUGUGCCUCUUGUACAAAUUUGGACAGCAAUGUUUUCACUCCAGCACACUGGAUUUGAAAUGAAGUUUGAGUUUUCAGCUUAAACGGUUUUUAGGCGUGUUCACAUCCAUGAAGGUCAUGUUGCCCCUUUUACCUUUUGGGAGUGUACAUAACAAAAGCCUACAACCUCAACAUGGAUGUGGAUGUAAACAGCCUCAAAACUGAAACCUCAAAGUCAUUGCUUCAUUUCAAAAUCAGAGUACUGAUAGAGGCAAAACAAAAACAGUCCACGUUCUUGUGCACACAGCACUCUUCAUUCAGGUGUUGCAUGUUGCUCUCCAACCUGCAUCCUGCCUCGUCUUUUUAUUUCUACAUUGGAAGCUAUUUACAUGAUCCGGUGCAACAUUUCAUUUUAGAGCUAGUUAAUGUAUCUUAAGUGUCCUUCUGAAGUGUUCGCAUGACUAGAUUGUUGGUCCCUCUCGGGUAUUGUUACAAAAAAAACAAACUGUGACAUCAGUCAAGAUACAUGUUGAUGCCAGGUGUGAAGGGUGCUAUAAGGCGAAUAAUGGUUUUACAUCGACGUUUAAAUGAGACAUUUUGCAGUUACUGAACAGAGCAUUUGUUGCAUUAAGAGGUGACGAGAAAAAGCUUUACAUUUAACUGUUAAUAGCUUACACAGGACUAAUUUAGAUGUAUUCCUUCAUCAUCUAGAAUGUGUUGGUACAGAAUACUGUAGAAUGAUUAUAAUGGUACAGUCCUGAGUUUUUCCAUUCCAACACAUUUAAGUUAUUUUUAUUUUAUUUUAACUAUUAACAAUUUGUUAAGUAAAGGAAUCUUUUUUUUUUAUCUUUUAUUUCAAGGAAAACCAAAAACAUCCCACUCGGACAUGUUGAGGUGCAUCGUUUAAUUUGAAUAGGGUUGUAACAUAAUCGGAAGAGGAUGUUAACAUUUUACCCGCAUAAAAUCUGCAUGGAUCUUAAAGGUGCUCUAUACAAUAUUUAGAACAUUAUUAUAGCAGCAUACAACAGUCUGCUAUGUAAAGAUAUAGAGGAGUAACAUCUACCUGAGCAGAGAAUGAAGUCACUCUCUCUGCAUGUUGUAAACCGAGCUUCUCUGUGCUUUAUUGACAUAGCCGUGUGUGCUUUUAAUUCAUGUGAGCGUACCCCACUGGCUAGCUCACAUACGGUGGUUACAGCUGAUAACGUCGUUCCAGCCGUGCAGAAGCAAUAGAAAUGCUCCCAAUCUCUCAUUUAGCACCUUUUAAAAGGAACAGUACCAUCCCUUGUUUUUAGUUUUUUUGGCGCUAUUUGUUUUCCACGAUGCAGUUUUUUUUGUGUGUUUUUUUGUAAUGUAAGAAAAAAUUGUGAAAAAUGUUUAUGAGCAGCCGACUGAAUAAGUUGGAACAUGAAUAACAAAGGAAUAUUGUGCUUGUUAACAGUGCUGUGCAUUGAUGUGGACAAAUCAUCUCUGGCAUUGAAGAAUAUGAUUGUGGAAAAAGAAAGUUUUUAACAAUUUUAACACACAUUAAAUAGUUCACAGAAAAGUA